Messenger RNA from Lepidothrix coronata (blue-crowned manakin), 1915 nucleotides. RefSeq names its product methionine adenosyltransferase 1A (gene MAT1A). Gene Ontology annotation, molecular function: methionine adenosyltransferase activity; ATP binding. Gene Ontology annotation, biological process: S-adenosylmethionine biosynthetic process. The transcript has 8 exons. The record is from RefSeq and is a predicted model, not a curated record. Gene Ontology annotation, cellular component: cytosol. The coding region runs from base 290 to 1252 and encodes 320 amino acids. NCBI's taxonomy places the organism in Eukaryota, Metazoa, Chordata, Aves, Passeriformes, Pipridae.
CAUGAUUAUCUAGGCACUUUCACUUUUCCAUAUAUAGGAGCAGCUCAGGGACUGACAGAUCAGGCUAGGUAGGGAUACAGACUUCAGGCACAUGCGUUCUCCUUGUGUGCAUGCACAGAUGCAAGCGUAUGCUGCUUGCACACACUGAAAUUCAAGUUAGCGAAAGAGGUGACAAGUGAAGACAGUGAUAGUCCUGCUGAUAAAGAACCUUCUCCUUAAAGAGAAGGUACUAAAGGUAGAACUCUUCAACCACUGUUUAUAGUAAUUCAUCAGGAAAAGCAUCACAACCAUGAAUGGACCAGUGGAUGGUUUAUGUGAUUACACGCUGGAUGAUGAAGGGGCUUUCAUGUUCACGUCGGAGUCAGUGGGAGAAGGACAUCCAGAUAAAAUCUGUGAUCAAAUCAGCGAUGCUGUACUAGACGCCCACCUCAGACAGGACCCAAAUGCCAAGGUUGCUUGUGAGACAGUAUGUAAGACAGGAAUGGUGUUGCUCUGCGGGGAGAUCACAUCUCGUGCUAUUGUGGAUUAUCAGCGAGUUGUCCGAGAUGCAAUUAGACAUAUUGGCUAUGAUGAUUCAGCUAAAGGCUUUGACUACAAGACUUGUAACGUUUUAGUGGCACUGGAACAGCAGUCACCUGAUAUUGCCCAAGGUGUUCAUCUACACAGGAAUGAAGAGGAUGUUGGUGCUGGAGAUCAGGGUUUGAUGUUUGGUUAUGCAACUGAUGAAACAGAAGAAUGUAUGCCUCUAACAAUUAUUCUAGCUCAUAAACUGAAUGCCAGGUUAGCAGAGCUGAGGCGUAAUGGAGAACUUCCUUGGCUGAGACCUGACUCUGGUGAUGCUGGUGUUACUGGGCGGAAGAUCAUAGUGGACACUUACGGUGGCUGGGGAGCCCACGGAGGUGGUGCCUUUUCGGGCAAGGACUACACGAAGGUGGAUCGGUCGGCCGCAUACGCAGCCCGCUGGGUGGCCAAGUCUCUGGUGAAGGCUGGGCUCUGCCGCCGUGUCCUGGUCCAGGUUUCUUAUGCCAUUGGGGUUGCUCAUCCACUGUCCAUUUCAUUGUUCACUUAUGGAACUUCCCAAAAAACAGAGAAGGAGCUGCUGGACAUCGUACACAAAAACUUUGAUCUUCGACCCGGAGUCAUUGUCAGGGAUUUGGAUCUGAAAAAACCCAUUUACCAGAAGACUGCUUGUUAUGGUCACUUUGGAAGAAAGGAAUUCCCAUGGGAAGUGCCUAAAAAACUUGUGUUUUGACAUUAGCUGUCACCUCUUAAAAACAGAAAGGAAGUCCACUAAUGAUGAGGGUGCUUCUGAAAAUCAAAUUUGACAGCUUUGCAUUCAGCAAAAGGAAUUUUAGAUUUUAAAUGGAAAGAAAGAAAAGGAUAUUUUCUUGGAAAUUGAUUUUUUUUUAACCCUCAGUGUCUUUUAUUAUCCAAGAUAUAAUGGACAGAGUCUGUUUUUUCAAUCAGCAUAAGACAACAAAAUACAGUUUACUCUUAGCUGCUGCUCUGUUGGUUCUUUUCAUAAAGACAAAGUGUGACUCAGGUACUCAAACCAAUAGCUGAACCUCAAACCUUUGAUGGGCAAAGGUGAAGACAACUUUCCCAACUCUGACUAAGGAUCAGCAGAUCUCUUGCUUCUAAUUAGAUGAUGGGAAAUUCUGGGGUCCAAUUUCCUUACUGGAGUUAGCAUUGCAUACAGCUGGGGGUUGCUUUGAUGGGAGAAGGCUGAAUAUCACACAACCCUAUCUUGGCCUCUUUUGUAAAAGAUGUUAUCCUAUAUGUAAUAUUUAAAUCACUGUCACUGUAUAUGUGCUGUUAUUGUUGUGUUUCAAUUACCUGUGUUUUUGAAACAUAAGUGGUCUCCUAUGAAACAACAAUCAUAGAAUAAAAAGCUUUUUCCUACCCUGAAUGUAAA